This is a messenger RNA of Pecten maximus, 4548 nucleotides long. Its product is annotated as intraflagellar transport protein 122 homolog. Bases 54 to 3635 code for a protein of 1193 amino acids. The record is from RefSeq and is a predicted model, not a curated record. Gene Ontology annotation, molecular function: protein binding. NCBI's taxonomy places the organism in Eukaryota, Metazoa, Mollusca, Bivalvia, Pectinida, Pectinidae. Gene Ontology annotation, cellular component: non-motile cilium; intraciliary transport particle A. The transcript is spliced from 29 exons. Gene Ontology annotation, biological process: intraciliary retrograde transport; protein localization to cilium; non-motile cilium assembly.
CAUGUCGAGCACUUUGUCGCCGGAUUCCAAAACAGACUUCAUUUUUGGUAAACAUGAGGGCUGUUCCAACUUGGGUUGACAAAGUUCAAGACAGGGAUAAACUUGAACAAUGUAUCUGGGACCUGUGCUUUAGACCUGAUGGCAGCCAGUUAAUCGUCGCAGCUGGUAACCGAGUCUUGGUGUAUGACACAAAUGAUGGCACCCUAAUCCAACCGCUAAAAGGUCACAAGGACACUGUUUAUUGUGUAACAUAUGCAAGGGAUGGAAAACGGUUUGCCUCAGGAUCUGCUGAUAAAAGUGUCAUCAUCUGGACAAGUAAACUAGAAGGCAUUUUGAAAUACACUCAUAAUGAUGCAAUACAAUGUUUAUCCUACAACCCAUUAACCCACCAGCUAGCCAGUUGUGCUGUCAGUGACUUUGGGUUAUGGACAGCAGAACAGAAGAAUGUUUCUAAACAUAAAGUGAACAGUCGUAUCACCUGCUGCAGUUGGACCAAUGAUGGGCAGUAUCUGGCUCUAGGUCUCUACAAUGGACUAGUCAGCAUCCGCAACAAGAGUGGAGAGGAGAAAGUGAAGAUUGAACGUCCCAAUGCAGCAACAUCUCCUGUCUGGUCCCUACAGUGGAAUCCCAGCAGGGAUGAGACCUACGAUGUGUUAGCUGUAGCAGACUGGGGUCAGAGACUCUCCUUUUAUCAGUUGUCAGGGAAACAGAUUGGUAAGGACAGAAACCUUGGUUAUGAUCCCUGUACGGUCAGCUGGUUCUCCAAAGGAGAGUAUGUGGUGAUAGGGGGAGCCAACAAGCAAUGUACCCUCCAUACAAAGGAAGGGGUCAAGCUCGGAGUCAUUGGUGACCAGGCAUCAUGGGUUUGGGGAGCAGCGGUCAAACCAGAUUCAAACUAUGUGGCGGUCGGCUGCCAGGAUGGAACGAUAGGUUACUACCAGCUGAUAUUCAGCACUGUACAUGGACUGUAUAAGGACAGAUACGCCUACAGAGACAACAUGACGGAUGUUAUCAUACAACACCUCAUCACUGACCAGAAAGUAAGAAUCAAGUGUAGAGAUCUUGUGAAAAAAAUUGCUAUAUACAGACACAGACUAGCUGUCCAACUUCCAGACAAGAUUGUGAUAUACGAGUUAUACUCUGAUGAUGCAGCUGAUAUGCAUUAUAAAGUGAAGGAGAAGAUAAACAGGAAGUUUGACUGUAAUUUAUUGGUCGUCUGUUCACAAAACAUCAUUCUUUGUCAGGACAAGCGUCUCCAGAGCUUCUCCUUCCAGGGUAUUAAGGAAAAGGAAUGGGUGAUGGAAUCCCUUAUUAGGUACAUCAAGGUGAUAGGUGGGCCCCCAGGCCGUGAGGGGCUCCUUGUUGGCCUCAAGAAUGGACAGAUUAUGAAGAUUUUUGUGGACAAUCCAUUCCCCAUCAUGCUACUGAAACAGGCCACGUCUGUCCGGUGUCUGGAUGUAUCAGCCUCUCGCACCAAACUGGCGGUCGUGGAUGAACACAGCACCUGCCUGGUGUACGACAUUAACACCAAAGAACUCCUAUUCCAGGAGCCCAAUGCUAACAGUGUGGCAUGGAACACACACUACGAGGACAUGUUGUGUUUCUCUGGAAAUGGUCUCCUCAAUAUCAAAGCCAGCAACUUCCCUGUUCACCAACAGAAACUACAGGGUUUCGUGGUAGGUUUCAGUGGAUCCAAGAUAUUCUGUCUCCAUGUGUACUCCAUGUCCUCAGUAGACGUACCACAGUCAGCGUCCAUGUACCAGUAUUUGGAGAAAAAGUUUUUCAAGGAUGCAUACAAGGUUGCCUGCCUAGGAGUGACAGAUGGAGACUGGGAAGUGCUGGCCCAUGAGGCUCUUGAGGGACUGGACUUUGAUACAGCUAAGAAGGCUUUUAUCCGUAUCAGGGACCUACGCUACCUAGAGCUCAUCCACAAUAUAGAGGAAAGAAAGAAGCGAGGAGAACAAGACACCAUGGUGUUCCUAGGAGAUGUGUAUGGUUACCAGGGCAAGUUCCAUGAGGGAGCUAAACUCUACAAGAAAGCUAAUCACGAACACAAGGCCAUGAACAUGUAUACCGACCUCAGGAUGUUCGAGUAUGCAAAGGAGUACAUUGGUUCCGGUGAUCCACUUGACAAGAAAAUGCUGAUCACUAAGCAGGCGGACUGGGCAAAGAGUAGCAAUGAACCCAAGGCUGCUGCCGAGAUGUAUAUAUCUGCUGGCGAGUUCUGUAAGGCCAUAGACAUCAUUGGGGAUCAUGGAUGGGCUGACAUGAUGAUUGACGUUGCACGUAAACUGGACAAAGCUGACCGUGAAGCCUUGUCCCGAGCAGCAGCCCACCUGGCUAAGAUGGAGCAGUACCCAUACGCCGCUGAAGUGUACAGCAAGAUGGGUGACAUCAAGUCCCUGAUCAGCCUCCACGUAGAGGCCAAGCACUGGGACGAUGCAUUCACCCUGGUGGAGAAACAUCCGGAAUACAAGGAGGAAGUUUAUGUACCCUACGCCCAAUGGUUGGCUGAGAAUGACAAGUUUGAGGAGGCCCAACAAGCUUUCCACAAAGCAGGACUUCAGACAGAGGCUGUCAAGGUGCUGGAACAGUUAACACACAAUGCAGUUCUGGAGAGUCGGUUCAAUGAUGCUGGCUACUAUUUUUGGAAGCUGUCCAUGCAGUGUCUAGACAUAGCAAAAGAUGAUGAAGUAAUUGAUGAUCCAGAUAAGAAGGAGGAGAUGUUGAAUAAAUUCCACGACUACCAGCGUAAAGCUGACAUGUAUUACGCCUAUCAUUCCAUACAGAGAUAUACAGACGAACCCUUUACAUCACAUCUCCCAGAGGCAUUGUUUAACAUCUCUCGCUAUCUGCUCCAUAUGAUGCAGGAAAAUGUUCCUCAUGGCAUCUCCAAAGUUGGUACUCUGUAUGCCCUAGCCAAGCAGAGUAAGAACCUAGGAGCCUACAAACUGGCCCGCUAUGCCUAUGAGAAACUACAAUCCCUACGUGUUCCCUCUCGCUUCCUGGAAACUGUAGAUCUAGGCAGUAUCAUGAUCAGGUCCAAACCAUUCCAUGACGGAGAUGACCUGCUGCCUAUGUGCUACAGAUGUUCCACCACCAACCCACUCCUCAAUAACAAUGGCGACUGCUGUAUCAACUGUCGACAACCUUUCAUUCAUUCCUUUGUGUCAUUUGAGGUGCUGCCCCUAGUGGAAUUUGUACUGGAAGAUGGACUCACUGAUGAGGAGGCUGUGCUCGUCCUUGACCUUUCCAUACCCAAACAGAAGAAGGAGGAGAAGAACUGGCGAGAGAGUAGAAUGGGGCCAUCACAAACCCUACGACUUGGAGAUGACCCUCCAGAGGAUGAGGAUGACGAUCCCUUCACCGCUAAACUUAUGACAUUUGAGCAAGGAGGAACAGACUUUACCCCUGUGGUAGUAACCAAGUCUGUACUUCAGUCUAUGUCAAGGUCAGAGGUGUACAUACUGAAGUGGCCUAAACCUCUAAGAUACCAGUUUUUCCGGUCUCUACUGCCCGAUGUCACUAUCACCCAGUGUCAUUCCUGUCAGAAGCUUUUCCACACCGACGACUUUGAGCUGCAGUACCUUCAGAAAGGAAGCUGUCCAUUCUGUCGAGGAGCAAUGGAAGACUGAGUGUGUCAUAGGAAGGAAAUGGGUCCAUUCUAUCUAGGUGUGAACAAAGAACACAUGUCUUUGGUUAUAAUUAGAGAACUUAUGAUCAAACAUCUGUUCCAUCAGGGAGACGUAAAUAACAGUGAGCUCCACCACAGACAGACAAAGGAACACUGUCCAUUCUGUUACUAGUGUGUUUCAGUACAGGGAUUUCUAUGUAGAAAAUCUCACCUUAUCUUAUGAACGAAAUCCAGCAUGUUUGCUUUGCUUUGCUGACUUUCAAACUUCACACAUUCCUUUAACUUCUCAUCCGUCCAAGGAAGCCACUUUUUAUAGUAGAAAGAUAUCUUUUAUAUUUUGUGUUUUAUUGGGAGGUUUUUACCAAUUCUAUUUUGUAUGAAGUUAUCUGUUAACCUUAACGCUCUGUUAAAUUGGCAGUGGCCUUUGAAACUGUUGUAAUAACCCUUCUGUUAGAGAUUUAUUUAACAGAUAUUGAUUUUACACUUUAUACAGUUACAUUUUGCAGAUUGAAGUAAUUAUAUAAAGUAAUGUUUUCAAUGUAAUUCUGUGUAAACAAAAUUUAAAAUCAAAUAUACACAUGUAUAAUUACAUGUAUAUGUAACUUGGUGUACAGUCACUGUGGAACCUUACUUCCAGCUGUUUCUGCAAAAUAUUUCACAAUUAUUGAGGACAGAUAUCCCAACAGCCUCAAAUAACAAAUUCACUGACGUUUCAGCGAAUAUUUAUAUUAAAGGAAGAACAAUGUAGACUACUCACUGGAGUAUAUUGGGAAUAUUGGUUGUAUACAUAUCAUUUACCUGUGAUUCAUUGUUCAAAUAUGGGGACAAAUUAUAUCAGUCAGCAAUCUAUAAUUAGCAGAUGUUGUUAGUGCUUCAGUCAGUUGUUUAUGUAUCAUUUUACUGUGAUUCCAUGU